GGCGCACCAGUGGAUCCAUUAGGAGGGUUUAACGCACAGCGCGCACUGGAGGGACCGGGGGAAGUUGCGUGGCGCACACGGGUCUCUCUCCUCUCGAUGUCCCCCCCGCGGAGAGCCAUGGUGAGCCCGCUGGUGCUGCUGCUCGGCUGGGCGGUGAUCUCCGGAGCUCAGAACGACACGGAGCCCAUCGUCCUGGAGGGCAAGUGCCUGGUGGUGUGCGACUCCAACCCGGCCACGGACUGGAAGGCGUCGUCCUCCCCGCUGGGCAUCUCCGUGCGCGCCUCCAACUCCAAGGUGGCGUUCUCCGCAGUCCGGAGCAACAACCACGAGCCGUCGGAGAUGAGCAACAAAACCAGAAUCAUCUACUUCGACCAGAUCCUGGUGAACAUAGGAAACUACUUCACAUUUGAGUCUGUGUUUCUGUCGCCGAGAAAAGGAAUCUACAGCUUCAACUUCCACGUCAUCAAAGUUUACCAGAGUCAAACCAUACAGGUGAACCUGAUGCUGAACGGGAAACCGGUGAUCUCGGCCUUCGCAGGCGACAAAGAUGUGACUCGUGAGGCCGCCACCAACGGAGUUCUGCUUUAUCUAGAAAAGGAGGACAAGGUCUAUCUAAAGCUGGAGAAGGGGAAUCUAGUUGGCGGAUGGCAGUACUCAACCUUUUCUGGCUUUCUCGUGUUCCCCCUGUAAAGAAGAGACGACUCUAAACUCACUGACUUCUUCAUAACGUGUUGUCACCGUAUUAAUCCAAACAUCACCGCUGCAUCGGUCGGAUCUUUCCGAGUGGUUGAAAAUGACGGAUUGGAAAUGGGUAACAUCAGAAGGAGGAGAUAAGACUUUGGGAAAUCGUUCACAUUCUCUGAAGAGCUGAGUCCCCGUCCACGUGAAGGAGACUUGAAAUGUUCCCGCUCCCCACUU
Platichthys flesus (European flounder) is the source of this 918-nucleotide messenger RNA. RefSeq names its product cerebellin 4 precursor (gene cbln4). Bases 97 to 690 code for a protein of 197 amino acids. The transcript is spliced from 3 exons. Gene Ontology annotation, molecular function: protein binding. The record is from RefSeq and is a predicted model, not a curated record. Lineage: Eukaryota; Metazoa; Chordata; Actinopteri; Pleuronectiformes; Pleuronectidae.